ACAAACUUCCAUCGCUACUCAUAUAAAGAAAGUUGCUUCUUCUUCUUCUUCUUCUUCUACUCACAUAAAGAAAGUUGCUUCUUCUUUUUCAUUCUUCUCUUCUCUUUUUCUAUUCAUUGAAGAUGGGUGAAGCUGUUGAAUUCUACCACUCCAAUGGCGUCUCCGGGAUUAAUCACAAUGAAUCCGGGAAAAAAAUCGAUGAAAAUCACAUGUGUUGCUGGUAUGAAGAAGUCAUUGACGAUAAUCUCAAGUGGUCCUUUGCCUUGAAUAGUGUGCUGCAUAAGGGUACAAGCCAGUACCAGGACAUAGUUCUUUUGGACACAAAACACUUUGGAAAGGCCCUGGUGAUUGAUGGGAAGAUGCAAAGUGCUGAAGUCGACGAGUUUAUCUACCAUGAAUGCUUGAUUCAUCCAGCUCUCCUUUGCCACCCAAACCCAAAAACUAUCUUCAUAAUGGGAGGUGGUGAAGGGUCUGCUGCGAGAGAAGCACUGAGGCAUAAUUCCAUAGAAAAAGUGGUUAUGUGUGAUAUCGACCAGGAGGUGGUUGAUUUUUGCCGUAGAUAUCUCACAGUAAAUCAAGAGGCAUUCCGAAACAAGAAGCUCAAUCUGGUUAUCAAUGAUGCCAAGGCCGAGUUAGAAAGGAGGAACGAGAAAUUCGACAUCAUUGUCGGAGAUUUAGCAGACCCAGUUGAAGGAGGGCCUUGUUAUCAACUCUAUACAAAAUCCUUCUAUGAGCGAAUCCUCAAGCCUAAGCUCAAUGUCAAUGGCAUCUUUGUUACUCAAGCUGGACCUGCAGGCAUUUUUACCCACAAGGAGGUCUUCUCAUCCAUAUACAACACAAUUAAGCAGGUCUUCAAGUAUGUGGUUGCAUAUGCAGCUCAUGUUCCGUCUUUUGCAGAUACAUGGGGUUGGGUGAUGGCCUCAGACCAGCCAUUCUGUAUAAACGCUGAAGAAAUAGACAAGAAAAUCGACAAAAGAAUAGACGGGGAAUUGCUAUAUUUGAAUGGUGCCUCCUUCAUCUCCUCCACCACCAUGAACAAGAGUGUUUCCUUAUCGCUGUUGCAUGAAACUCAUAUCUACACUGAAGAGGAUGCGAGGUUCAUUCAUGGACACGGGGUGGCUUACCGCGAUUGAAGAAGAAAGGUUUUCGGGUUGUGGGGAAUUGCUGUACAGAAAGAUAUGUUGAAGGGUUGAAGAUGAAAAUAGAAGUUAAAAAGGAAGAAAAUCAAUCAAACAACAAUUCAUAGAAGCUUUUGUUUUUAUACAGUAAACGUUGUUAGCUUUCUCUUGUGGGUGUUGUAGGACUCCAGAUAACAAAACUGUAUGAAAAGCUUUAUCUAUAUAUUUGAAUAAAUCAUGAGGCAUUCCUCCAUUGAAUCUGGCUUUGAUCCAGUGUUCUAAGAACAACGAGUCUUUGAAUUCAAAUCAUGAGAUCCAUAUACAUAUGGGUAAAAGUUUUGCAGAUUGCUAAAUUAGGCAACAGAAACCAAUGACAAGAUGAGAGAGAGAAAGAAGAAAAUUCACAGAAAUUCGGGAUUCAUCUUCUCAGGUUCGCUUGACGGGAUCGAAGUUGGCGACGCCGAUAACAGCUCCGACGAUUGCACCAAGGACGACGCCGCCGGCCACAAUGCUGAGCAGGAAGUUCUUGAGAGAUGGGGAGACGCCGGAGGCUGCUUCAGCCGCCUCAGGCAGCACCAUGGAAGCUGUCAAUGCGGCGGCUGUCAGACCUGUGAUUGCCUUCUCUUUGAGAGAAGCCUUCACUUCAAGCCGACUGCCCCUGGACUUCGGCUUCACUGCCACAGCCUUCUUUGAUGGCUUCACUUGCAGUGGCUGGAAAAAGGCUUCAGAGGUUGGCCUCUGGAGCAGCCUAUUCUGGCUUGCAGAAGUCAGUCGCAUAGCCAUAGAAACACUAGCCAUUGUCUCCAAUUCUUCUUUGUUGAUAUGCUCUAGUGGUUGCU
Molecule: messenger RNA, 1957 nt
Organism: Vitis vinifera (wine grape)
Lineage: Eukaryota; Viridiplantae; Streptophyta; Magnoliopsida; Vitales; Vitaceae
Product: thermospermine synthase ACAULIS5
Exons: 10
Coding region: 123-1133 (336 amino acids)
Biological process (GO): polyamine biosynthetic process
Molecular function (GO): thermospermine synthase activity
Source: RefSeq, a predicted model, not a curated record